This is a messenger RNA of Coffea eugenioides, 1193 nucleotides long. RefSeq lists its product as uncharacterized. The transcript has a single exon. The record is from RefSeq and is a predicted model, not a curated record. Lineage: Eukaryota; Viridiplantae; Streptophyta; Magnoliopsida; Gentianales; Rubiaceae. The coding region runs from base 565 to 711 and encodes 48 amino acids.
CAACCGGCCCAACACCAAGUCCCAAUCAAGCGUAUCAAUUAAACCACAGGCAGCCCCGAAAUUGCCCGUAUUUUCUGCGACCGACAAGUGUCUUUCCUAAGAAUGAUCAUUCCUUCAAUUCUAUCCAUUACCAAAUCAAAAUAUUGUUCCGCAGAGAGCUGGCGAUGUUUUUAGCUGAAAAUAUUUGCAGGGGACCAGCUUUUUCCCUGACAGAGUUCUGAAUUGAUAUUUGGGAGUGGAUAUGAAAUGGGUUUGCAUUGUUUCAUCUAUCCAAUGAAGGAAAAGUAUAAUUGAAGGUUGAUGGUUUAGUGGGUUUUUCGUGAAUUGGGGAAGAGUUGCUGAAUUGUUGAGAACCUCUCGAAUUCAAUCGAAUUCAACAUAUUUGAAUUUCAUUCGGGAAUUAGGGUAGAGAAGAAAAGGGGUUUAAGGGAUUUUGAUGAAUUUUCAUAUAGAGAAGGAAAUUGAAGGUGUCGGUUGGACGAGAAAGUUGGAAUCUUGCAUUUUGGUUUACUUUCGAAUUUCCAAAUAAUCGGGGAUUUGAAGGAAGAGGACGACUUCAGAAUUAUGGCGGUGCCAUGGAGUAUCACAUUUUGGUUAGCGAAUCUAAUAUGGACAGCAUUGAGUGGUUGGGUGAUGUCUUGCUUGUCAGUUGCUGAUGAGAUUGCUAGCUCUCUCAGAAAUGGAGAUAUUGGUCCUUUCCAUGUUGGUUGAUCAAAGAAUUGUAUAUCCAAAUCAAGUCCCUUUUCUGGUUUGUUUCCCCAGAUGUUCAUAUUACAUCUUUGUAAUCAAAUCAACAUAGUCCAGUAUGUCUUUUUUGGAUUUGGGUGGGUCUAAGAUAGUGAAACUGGUUCUUCAUUGCGGUUUCGAUUGAUGGAAGAGUCAGGGUGGGUUAUUUUUGGUAUAUACUGUGAAAUUGACUAUGAUCAGAGAGUACUGUACCUUAUUUCAUGCUAAUCCAAAUUGUGCUGAUUCUAAAUAUACAUGGCUUGUUCAAGGGUUUAACUUGUACGGAGAAUAUCUUUGAUAUUCUGUUUGGUUUGGUGGUCUAAAAUAGAGAAACUGGUUGCUGAUUUGGUUUAAUUGAUAGAUGAAUGGUGUCAGGGUUGGUAUUUGUAUAAAAUCUGAAAAACGCUUAUGAUCCAAGAGUUUUGUACCAUGUUUGAUGCUAAUUAAAGCUUUGCUGUUUCUGAGGA